AUGUCCAAGACCGGACUUGGGAGCCACGGCGAUCCGCCGGAGCCAACCACCGAACUCCGGGGCCCACGACUACCAACUCCGGGACAGCUUUUAGGGCCGGCCUGCCCGGACGGCCUUAUGAAGAUUCUCUAUCCACUGUCAUGUUUGCUCUCGCUGGUCCUGGCCGACAGGCCUGGUCAGGCCGUCCGACAUCCGAAGCACUCCACUUGGAUGCUGGAGAGUGUCAUCGCGCGAGGCGAAGGAAUCAAUCCGGCCGACGGUCUGUUGGGGGUCAUUCAGAAGGUGCAGCACUGUCGUGGCAUGGUCGGAUUAUUCCAGGAAGCGCUCAGAGCAGCCAUCGCCCAGUCCAGCGACGCAGCAGAGAUCGCCAGGUGGUCGGAUUAUCACCGUCGCAGCGUGGAGGCCAACAUAGAGGACCUCCUCAAUGCGACGGCAUCCUCACGCGACCUGUCGCUUGACCGAUUGUGUGUCGGUCGUUCAAUUAUGGAGAUGAAUCUCGAUGAGCCACUCCAUCGCAACGUACUCAAGGCCCUCCGGAAAUCCCUGGAACUGCAAUAUCGAAACGAGAACGCCGGAUUCUGCGACGGCAUGUACGGCUUCGCUCCCUUCGCCGCCUUGUACGGCAUGACCUACGGCGACCCACGUCUAAACGUCGACUCCGCCCUGCUUCAGCUGGAUCUUCUUUACAAGCAGAGCAUCGAGCCAUCCACGGGGUUGAUCAAGCACGGCUACGAUGCAUCGCGAGAAGCUCCCUGGGCGCACCCGAUCACUGGCGCCAGUCCCAUUGUGUGGGGCCGGAGUCUCGCAUGGUACCUGAUCGGCACGGUGGACACCCUGGAGAUCAUCGCAUCCAAGUAUGAAGACAACGCGAAUGCAAUGCGCAAGGACAAGACCGUCCAGCGCAUCCUUGAAAUCUUUCAGCGUCUCGCCCGAGCGACGGUGGAAACCAUCGAGGACUCCGCCGGAAAGACGGGUCGCUAUGCCGUCUGGCAGGUGAUGGAUCGGCCGGGAGAGCCUGGGAAUUUCGUCGAAGCCAGUGCCAGUGCCAUGAUUGCGUAUGUGCUGGCGAAGGGGGUCCGUCUAGGCCAUUUGCCCGGGUCGGGACGUUCGCCAACUUUGGAGGCGGUUGGAAAACACCGUGCAUCUUCGUAUCUUCGGGUCCAGGGCCCGAUGCCGGGUUUCCGUGAUCCAGUGCGAUCUCAGGACGUACUGGCUGUUGCACGCGCUCUCUACCAAGAUGUGGUUGAGCAAUUUGUCGUUCGCAGGCAAGAGGACGACACCCUGGAUUUCCUGGGGACGAGCAUCAUCGCCAGCUUGCAUGAAGAGAAGCCGUAUUACGAGGUCCGUUUUGUCCCCUUUUCGAGGUCCUAUGUCUUCUGGCUAAUGACAAUCUCUGCAGUAUUAUACUCACCGAGCAGUCACAACGAACAGCUUGAUUGGGACCAGUGCGUUUGCCCUAGCCUCCCUAGAGAUGGAGCGAGCGGGCAUCUGAGAGGGGUGGAUAAUUCGGUCUAUUGA
Aspergillus novofumigatus IBT 16806 is the source of this 1518-nucleotide messenger RNA. RefSeq names its product putative glycosyl hydrolase family 88. Gene Ontology annotation, biological process: carbohydrate metabolic process. Bases 1 to 1518 code for a protein of 505 amino acids. The record is from RefSeq and is a predicted model, not a curated record. Lineage: Eukaryota; Fungi; Ascomycota; Eurotiomycetes; Eurotiales; Aspergillaceae. The transcript has 5 exons.